This is a messenger RNA of Sclerotinia sclerotiorum 1980 UF-70, 168 nucleotides long. RefSeq lists its product with no specific name. The coding region runs from base 1 to 168 and encodes 55 amino acids. The transcript has 3 exons. The record is from RefSeq and is a predicted model, not a curated record. Lineage: Eukaryota; Fungi; Ascomycota; Leotiomycetes; Helotiales; Sclerotiniaceae.
AUGCCUGUGCGAUGCAUCCAUCUCACCAAUAAUCCUGAGAUUUCACGCUUUCGUAAGGAUGAGAAGGGACAUUGCAGAGUUGUAUUAUUUGACUGGUCUCUUCCACCCAAAACACGACGGUCCAAGGUUGACCAGUCGAAUCUCACCCAAUUUCAAGAACUCGAGUGA